Molecule: messenger RNA, 213 nt
Organism: Dibothriocephalus latus
Lineage: Eukaryota; Metazoa; Platyhelminthes; Cestoda; Diphyllobothriidea; Diphyllobothriidae
Source: the annotation of a GenBank genome assembly
AUGCUUGCCUACCUCCUCUUCUUCGCGCUAAUCGGCCUCGUGUGGGCUGAGGCAGAAGAACCGUUGGCCCUCAACGCCACCUCCUCCGUGCUUGAGCCCGCCUGUUACUGCCCACGUCCAGCGCCCUGUCAAUGCCAGUUAUGCAAAAAGUGCUACUGUGCGUGUCCCAUCCCCAUCUCUCUGGUGCAGGCUGCCCAGUGCCAAGCGCCGUAA